Messenger RNA from Peronospora matthiolae, 816 nucleotides. NCBI's taxonomy places the organism in Eukaryota, Oomycota, Peronosporomycetes, Peronosporales, Peronosporaceae. The record is from the annotation of a GenBank genome assembly.
AUGACGGACCAUGAGUUUGAGGCGCCUGACGAGCAGUUGCUUCUGGACGACACGUUGCCGCUACUGGACGCAAGCAACUCUCGGAUACCACGAGACAGUAUCCACGCCGCGCUACUGGAAGACCGGACACCCGAGAUCCUCUUUCUUGAAGACGCAAUUGGUGAUACGGACUCCGAGCACGAGGAAGAAGAAAACGAAGAAGGAGGAGGAGAAAAAGGAGAAGGAGGCGACGUUGACAGCGGGUCGAAGUCUGACUCGAUCGUGCUCGAUCUAGAGGACGAAAAGCUCGUGACGUUCAAGUCUACGGGACGCGUUAGCUCGAAGGAAAAGUGGGGCCAUGAGCCAUUGGCGGUUGACGUCAAGAUGCAUACUGUGGCUAUUGACAUGUCAGAUGGGCUCGUCGUCAAGGUGGAAGGCUAUUACGUCCCUGACAAGAUCCACGAGCGACAAGGACGACAGCUCUUUGAGCUGAACGAGCACGAGGUCAUUGUCAAAGUCUACUUGUUCCGGAUCCGUCGAGAGAUCCACGCCAUUCAGUUUGUGACGAACGUACGGACGUCGGAUCGGUUUGGAGAAACAAAGCGCGGAGAACUGUGCAAAGUCGUAGAGGCACCUGAGGGCAAGUUUAUUGCCAGUUUUUUUGGCGACAUUUCACGUGGAGAAGAGGACAUUGACCUCGGCUUUCGGUUUGCCGAGCGACCAGCAGGUAAAGAGCUAGCAGAAGUAGAUGUUGACGUCGCGGAGGUUGAUCAUGUAACGACAGCUCAGGGAGAGACGGUCCAUGUCGUGGGAACACAGACGCAAAAGCAGGGGUGA